CCCGGACCGUUGUCCCGAAGAGCGAGAUCGAGCUUGGCCGCCUCCCCCUCCCUUCUCCCUCCCUCCUUCCUUCCGCCGCAACAUGGCUAACAACAGCCCCGCGCUGACAGGCAACUCGCAGCCGCAGCACCAGGCGGCAGCGGCCGCAGCCCAGCAGCAGCAGCAGUGCGGCAGCGGCGGCACCACCAAGCCGGCAGUCUCGGGCAAGCAGGGCAAUGUGCUGCCGCUGUGGGGCAACGAAAAGACUAUGAACCUCAACCCCAUGAUCUUGACCAAUAUCCUGUCGUCGCCUUACUUUAAAGUGCAGCUCUACGAGCUCAAGACCUACCACGAGGUGGUGGACGAGAUCUACUUUAAGGUCACGCAUGUUGAACCAUGGGAGAAAGGAAGCAGGAAAACAGCUGGCCAAACAGGGAUGUGCGGAGGGGUUCGAGGUGUUGGAACAGGAGGAAUUGUUUCUACAGCUUUUUGCCUGUUAUACAAAUUAUUUACUCUGAAAUUAACUCGCAAGCAAGUGAUGGGUCUCAUAACACACACAGACUCUCCAUAUAUUAGAGCCCUUGGAUUUAUGUAUAUAAGGUACACACAGCCCCCUACAGAUCUGUGGGACUGGUUUGAAUCCUUCCUUGAUGAUGAAGAGGACCUAGAUGUGAAGGCUGGUGGAGGCUGUGUAAUGACCAUUGGAGAAAUGCUGCGAUCUUUUCUCACAAAACUGGAGUGGUUUUCUACUUUGUUUCCAAGAAUUCCGGUUCCAGUUCAGAAAAAUAUUGAUCAACAGAUUAAAACCAGGCCAAGGAAAAUCAAGAAGGAUGGAAAGGAAGGCACUGAGGAAAUAGACAGACAUGUUGAGCGCAGACGUUCAAGGUCUCCAAGGAGAUCACUGAGUCCACGAAGGUCCCCAAGAAGAUCCAGAAGUAGAAGCCAUCAUCGAGAAGGCCAUGGGUCUUCUAGUUUUGAUCGAGAAUUAGAAAGAGAGAAAGAACGCCAGCGACUAGAGCGUGAAGCCAAAGAAAGGGAGAAAGAAAGGCGAAGAUCCCGGAGUAUUGAUCGGGGGCUAGAACGCAGGCAUAGCAGGAGUAGGGAAAGACAUAGAAGCCGUAGUCGAAGUCGUGAUAGAAAAGGGGAUAGAAGGGACAGGGAUCGGGAAAGAGAGAAAGAAAAUGAGAGAGGUAGAAGACGAGACCGUGACUAUGAUAAGGAAAGAGGUAAUGACCGAGAAAAGGAGCGAUCACGAGAACGGUCCAAGGAACGGAGAAGUAGGGGUGAGGUAGAAGAAAAGAAACAUAAAGAAGACAAAGAUGAUAGGCGACAUAGAGAUGACAAAAAAGAUUCCAAGAAAGAGAGAAAACAUAGUAGAAGUAGAAGCAGAGAAAGAAAACAUAGAAGUAGGAGUAGGAGUAGAAAUGCAGGGAAACGAAGUAGAAGCAGGAGCAAAGAGAAAUCAAGUAAACAUAAAAAUGAAAGUAAAGAAAAAUCAAAUAAACGGAGUAGAAGUGGCAGUCAAGGAAGAACUGACAGUGUUGAAAAAAGAAAACGAGAACAUAGCCCCAGCAAAGAAAAAUCUAGGAAGCGUAGCAGAAGCAAAGAACGUUCCCACAAACGAGAUCACAGUGAUAGCAAGGACCAGUCUGACAAACGUGAUCGCCGAAGGAGCCAAAGCAUAGAAACAGAGAGCCAAGAAAAACAACAUAAAGACAAAGAGGAGACUGUGUGACGAUUUUUUUGUAAAAGUGGAUCACAUUGAAUCCUAUAAACAUUGGAUUAAAUCUGCUUUUUUUUUCCUCCCAAGUUGAGAUUGUGCAGUAGUUACGCACUCUUCAAGCUCCCUGUAGGCUGCAUUUUCAUUUCCUCUUUUGUGUAGGGAAGUGCCUUUGUAAUCCCAUUUAUUGCAUUGAUGUCUUCACCCUAUUGUUGAGUUUGAUACAUGAUGCACAGAUUGUUCUUGCAUUUUAUUGUUUAACUGUUUUUGAGAUGUACAGUCUGUACAUAUGUCCUGAAAAUGUUUUAAUUCCUUUGGCAUGGUUGCCAUGUUGGUUAAAUUUGUAUAAGGCAAUAAACUGCCACUAAUUCUA
This is a messenger RNA of Dama dama (fallow deer), 2072 nucleotides long. It is a transcript of the gene PRPF38B, whose product is annotated as pre-mRNA processing factor 38B. Gene Ontology annotation, cellular component: precatalytic spliceosome. NCBI's taxonomy places the organism in Eukaryota, Metazoa, Chordata, Mammalia, Artiodactyla, Cervidae. The record is from RefSeq and is a predicted model, not a curated record. The transcript is spliced from 6 exons. The coding region runs from base 83 to 1714 and encodes 543 amino acids.